Molecule: messenger RNA, 201 nt
Organism: Penicillium argentinense
Lineage: Eukaryota; Fungi; Ascomycota; Eurotiomycetes; Eurotiales; Aspergillaceae
Exons: 2
Coding region: 1-201 (66 amino acids)
Source: RefSeq, a predicted model, not a curated record
AUGGAAGGCUAUGUCAUUCCGGCUCAGUUUGUCCCUGCUCUCUCGAGCAGGUCUGGUAUCUUUCUGAACCAGGGACUCACCAUCGCAGAGCACUCAAAUAAGUCUCGUCCGCCGCCUUCUUUCCUUCCUUCUCCUCCUCUUCACCACUCCAUCCAUACACUUCCAUCUACUCCGAGAACUCAGUCAGGGCUCGACUCUUAA